AUGACCACCGUGCACCCUUCCCGCAACCCUGCUUCUCGAACGCCGCCGUCGCGCACACCUACCAGACCGUCCCCCACCUCGUCUUCUAGCUCGCUAGCACCGCCUAGACGCCGCCUACCUCGCGCCUACCUCGCUAGCCCCUCCCCUCGCCGGAGCAGCCGCUACGCUGUCGACCUCGCCGUUCACCCCACGACCAACUCGAAUCCUAUAAAUAGGAGCCACCCCGCGCCUCCAUCACCAAAGCAAACCUGCUCCCCUCUCUCUUCUGAUCCUCCUCGACCACCUCUCUCAUUUGAUUACUCACCGGAGCCGCCCAAUCGAUCGCCGGAGCCCGCGGUGGAGCUGAGAUCGCCGUCGACGAAUUGGAGCACCAUCGGCGACGCCACCGGUUACAAUCGACUCGCCGUCGACGACAACGUCGACUAG
Lolium perenne is the source of this 426-nucleotide messenger RNA. NCBI's taxonomy places the organism in Eukaryota, Viridiplantae, Streptophyta, Magnoliopsida, Poales, Poaceae. The record is from RefSeq and is a predicted model, not a curated record.